Molecule: messenger RNA, 758 nt
Organism: Leptinotarsa decemlineata (Colorado potato beetle)
Lineage: Eukaryota; Metazoa; Arthropoda; Insecta; Coleoptera; Chrysomelidae
Gene: Pfdn5
Product: Prefoldin 5
Biological process (GO): RNA polymerase III assembly; protein folding; RNA polymerase II core complex assembly
Cellular component (GO): prefoldin complex; cytoplasm
Source: RefSeq, a predicted model, not a curated record
UAUUUUUUUAUUGGUUUGUUGGUUAUUGGUUACGCUCAUUAUAAGCAUUCUCUAAAUAAAAAUAUAAUAUCGAGAGAACUAUUACGGAGAUGGCACAAAUAUCCGCAACUGAACAAAAGGGAAUGCAACAAAUUGAUCUGACUACACUCAAUAUACAGCAGUUGUCAGGGUUGAAACAACAAUUGGACCAGGAAUUGAAUCUGUUUCAAGAAUCCUUGGCAACACUCAAGGUAGCUCAAGGAAAAUAUCAAAAUUCAGGCGAGACUUUGGAAAAAAUCAAUCCCAGUUCAGAAGGCAAAGAUAUUUUGGUACCUCUCACUGGAUCUAUGUAUGUUCCUGGCAAACUAUGUGAUACUAACAAUGUCAUCAUAGACGUUGGAACUAGGUAUUAUGUUGAAAAGGAUAUCGAAGCUGCUAAAGACUAUUUUCAGCGGAAAACAAAAUUUGUGACGGAACAAAUGGAGAAAAUCCAGUAUCUUGGCUUGGAAAAGAGCAAAAUCCGGGAUGCUAUUGUGGAAAUAGCUGAAUUGAAGUUGGCUCAACAGCAGCAGAAGAGUUGAGGAAUGCCACAUGGAUUUUAUUUAUUUUUUUCCAUAAUGAAUUUGAUUUGCUUCUUUCUCAGCUAGAUUUAUUUAGAAUGCAUACAUCAACAAUCUCAAAAAACUCUGAAUUAAAAACCUUUCCUAACCCUUUUUUGAAAGUUUCUUGAUGAUGAACAAGUAUUUAAUAAUUAUUAAUAAAGUGUUUUGUAUGUUGAA